AUGACCAGCGUCAAGGAUGCCGUGAAAGAGUCCUUGGUGGGAAGCUCCAGUGAGCCCCAGGCUUCGCACCAGGUCAAGGCCAACUUCCUCCGUCAUGCCCGCAAAGACGAUGCCACGGGGGAGUUUUUCAUGAGCGAAGACGACUUCAUUAACGCCGUGGCCCCUAAACAUGAAGAUUAUCAUAAAAUUAAGCGGGAACACUACGGGAUCCUCUUCCGCGUCGCAGACCGUCGCAAUACCGGAAAGCUCACCCUGUCCGACUGGGCCACCUUUGAGAACCUCCUCGCCAAACCCGACGCCGAAUAUGAGAUCGCGUUCCGGCUGUUCGACACCGAAGGCACCGGUACCGUCAAGUGGGAGACCUUCAAGAACAUCUAUAACCUGAACAAGAAGAAGGACAGCAUCCCCUUCGACUGGAACUCAGAAUGGGCGUCCCUGUACACCGGCCGCACGAAAAGCCGACACGACAUGACCUACCCUCAGUUUGCGCAGAUGUUGCGGGGUCUCCAGGGUGAGCGCAUCCGUCAGGCCUUCCACGUCUUUGACAAGGACGGAGACGGCUACAUCGAGCCCGAGGACUUCCAGCGCAUCAUCCUGGAGACGUCGAAACACAAGCUGUCGGAUUAUGUCCUCGAGCACCUGCCCAGUCUCUGCAACAUCUCCACCGGCACCAAGAUCUCGUAUGCGACGGUUCGGGCCUUCCAGAAUGUGAUGCGCGAGAUGGACAUGAUCGAUCUGAUCGUGCACGAGGCGACCAUGAAGAGUGACGACGGCAAGAUCACCCGUGCGGAUUUUCUGAACGAGGCCGCUCGCGUCACUCGCUUCUCCCUGUUCACCCCCAUGGAGGCGGACAUCCUGUUCCACUUUGCGGGCUUGGAUGCGCCGUCCGGCAGACUGUCGCAGAAGGAUUUCGCCAAGGUCAUUGAUGCGUCGUGGCGCAUGCCUCUCGCCGCUGCGGGACAGGCCAUCGAGUCGGCAUCGGGGACGGCGCACAAGGCGGCCGAAAAGACGAAGUCGGUCUUGUACAACGUGUUGGAGUCUGUGCACCAUUUCGCCCUGGGGUCCCUUGCUGGUGCCUUUGGCGCGUUCAUGGUCUACCCUAUUGACCUGGUCAAGACGCGAAUGCAGAACCAACGCUCCUCCCGCGUGGGUGAACGCCUGUACAACAACUCCCUCGACUGCUUCCGGAAGGUGAUUCGCAACGAGGGUUUCACCGGAUUGUACUCCGGCGUUGUUCCUCAGCUGAUUGGUGUUGCCCCUGAGAAGGCCAUCAAGCUGACGGUGAACGACCUGGUCCGUGGUCAUUUCACCAACAAGGAGACCCACAAGAUCUGGUACCCGCACGAGGUCUUGGCUGGUGGUGCCGCCGGUGCUUGUCAAGUUAUCUUCACCAACCCGCUCGAGAUCGUCAAGAUUCGUUUGCAGGUACAAGGUGAAAUUGCAAAGACCGUCGAGGGUGCUCCUCGUCGUUCUGCUCUCUGGAUUGUGAAGAACCUGGGUUUGAUGGGUCUGUACAAGGGAGCGAGCGCCUGUCUGCUCCGUGAUGUUCCUUUCUCCGCCAUCUACUUCCCGACCUACUCUCACCUCAAGUCCGACUUCUUCGGCGAAUCACAGACCCACAAGCUCGGUGUUGUGCAGCUUCUCACCGCCGGUGCCAUUGCCGGUAUGCCUGCUGCUUACUUCACCACGCCCUGCGAUGUCAUCAAGACGCGUCUGCAGGUCGAAGCUCGCAAGGGUGAGGUCAACUACACGGGCCUCCGCCACUGCGCCGCAACUAUCUGGAAGGAGGAAGGCUUCAAGGCGUUCUUCAAGGGUGGUCCUGCGCGUAUUAUUCGGUCGUCUCCACAGUUCGGUUUCACUCUGGCGGCCUACGAAGUUUUGCAGAAGUGGCUCCCGAUGCCUGGGUCUCAUGAGGACAUCACUCCCAGCGGCCAGGUCGAGCCUGGCGUCGGCCUGCAGGUUGCCAAGGCCCCGCUGCCCUACCUGAGAUCGAGAAACGCGCUGAAGCUGAUUCUCGAUCUGGACGAGAACAUCGGCCGACUUCCGAUCCCCCGGACUGAGCAAUGGCCCAAGUUCCUCCAAAGCCAGAAGCAAUAA
Messenger RNA from Aspergillus terreus NIH2624, 2097 nucleotides. Its product is annotated as citrin. Gene Ontology annotation, biological process: L-glutamate transmembrane transport; aspartate transmembrane transport; malate-aspartate shuttle. NCBI's taxonomy places the organism in Eukaryota, Fungi, Ascomycota, Eurotiomycetes, Eurotiales, Aspergillaceae. The coding region runs from base 1 to 2097 and encodes 698 amino acids. The record is from RefSeq and is a predicted model, not a curated record. The transcript is spliced from 4 exons. Gene Ontology annotation, molecular function: calcium ion binding; L-glutamate transmembrane transporter activity; L-aspartate transmembrane transporter activity.